This is a messenger RNA of Mugil cephalus (flathead mullet), 6876 nucleotides long. It is a transcript of the gene kirrel3b, whose product is annotated as kirre like nephrin family adhesion molecule 3b. The coding region runs from base 288 to 2630 and encodes 780 amino acids. Lineage: Eukaryota; Metazoa; Chordata; Actinopteri; Mugiliformes; Mugilidae. Gene Ontology annotation, biological process: synapse assembly; cell-cell adhesion. Gene Ontology annotation, cellular component: cell-cell junction. The record is from RefSeq and is a predicted model, not a curated record. Gene Ontology annotation, molecular function: cell adhesion molecule binding. The transcript has 17 exons.
UGGGAAUGGAUGGGCACCGAGCGAGAGAGGAAGAGUGAGCGCGUGUAUUCUCAGAGUCAGCAGCGAAGACACAGAAAGUCUACAAGCUCACAUCACCAAGAGAGCGUGCGAGGCAGAGCUGACAGCCAACAGUCACACAGAGGGGGGGGAAAGACAGAGAGAGAGAGAGAGAGGGGGGAGAAGAAGAAGAAGAAGAAGAAAAAGAAGAAGAAGAAGGAGCAGGAGAGAAGAGGACGGAAGACAGACAACCAGCCUCCCACUGGUUUUGCCCUCUCCACUACCCAGUCAUGAUCCCUUGGGUCCUUCUGCUUCUGUGGAUCUCCGGACAUGGAGCGACGGCCAUGUUUUCCCAGCAGCCACAGGACCUGGUGGUGGUGGCGGGCCAGCCUGUGACGUUACCAUGCACCAUCCCUGGAUACCACGGUGUCGUCCUGUGGAUCAAAGACGGCCUGGCACUCGGAGUGGGUAGAGACCUCUCCGGCUAUCCUCGUUACACAGUGAUUGGCGACCAUGGUUCAGGAGAGCAUCAUCUGCGGAUCCAGCGCGUCGAGCUGAUGGAUGACGCUGUGUUCGAGUGCCAGGCCGUCCAGGCUGCCAUGAGGUCCCGUCCCGCCCGUCUCACUGUGCUGGUUCCCCCAGAGGACCCAGUCAUCGGUGGUGGGCCGGUGGUGAGCCUUAGAGCUGGUGACCCUCUCAAUCUGACCUGCCAUGCUGACAAUGCCAAACCUGCAGCGUCAAUCAUCUGGAUCCGUAAUGGAGAGGUCCUUAACGGGGCAAUGUACUCCAAGGUAAGCAUAGAGACCUUUCUCCGGGACGGCAGGAGGGAAAGCACCGUGAGCACGCUCUACCUAUCGCCUUCAAACAUCGAGACAGGUCAGCAGAUCAUCUGUAAGGCGUCCAACAAGGCAGUCCCCAACGGCAAGGAGACCAGUGUCACGAUUGACAUUCAGCAUCUCCCUCUUGUCAAUCUCUCGGUGGAGCCUCAGCCUGUUCUGGAGGGCAACCUCGUGAAAUUCCACUGCUCCGCAAAGGCCAACCCUCCCGUUACGUUCUACAGGUGGGCCAAAGGAGGAAGUAUAAUCAAGGAAGUCACUGGAGACACAUAUGAGGUCAUUGUGGACCAUUCCUUCUUCACAGAGCCCGUUUCCUGCGAGGUUACCAACCCUCUCGGCAGCACCAACAUCAGCCGCAAUGUUGAUGUUUACUUUGGUCCUCGCAUGGCUGCAGAGCCUCAGUCCUUGCAGGUUGACCUUGGAUCUGAUGCUGUGUUCAACUGCGCCUGGACAGGAAAUCCCUCUCUUACCAUAGUGUGGAUGAAAAGGGGCUCUGGAGUGGUUCUUAGCAAUGAGAACCUCCUGACGCUGAAAUCUGUGAGACAGGAGGACGCUGGGAAAUACGUCUGCCGCGCUGUGGUCCCACGCGUUGGAGCUGGGGAGAAAGAGGUGUCUCUCACUGUCAAUGGGCCGCCUACUAUCUCCAGCACGCAGACUCAGCAGGCUUUGCAUGGAGAAAAAGGACAAAUCAAAUGCUUCAUUCGAAGUACGCCUCCUCCGGACCGCAUCGCCUGGUCAUGGAAGGAGACUGUGUUGGAGUCCGGAACGUCUGGCCGCUACACUGUGGAGACUGUCAACACAGAGGAGGGAGUAAUCUCCACCCUGACCAUGAGUAACAUUGUCCCGGCGGACUUCCAGACCAUCUACAACUGCACCGCGUGGAACAGCUUCGGCUCUGACACCGAGAUCAUACGCCUUAAGGAACAAGGUGGGAGCCAAGAAUCCCUUCCUGUGGCGGUGAUCAUCGGCAUUGCAGUGGGAGCCUUCGUGGCCUUCAUUGUCCUCAUGGGCACCAUUGGAGCAUUCUGCUGCACCCGCUCCCAGAGAAAGGAAGCGCACCUGGUUAUGCCCUCACUGCCCGUCUCCAUCUGUGCUCACCAGAGAGAACUUGCAAGCAAAAUUAAGACAGAAAAUCUGAAGGGAGUGGUGUCGGCCAAGAACGACAUCCGGGUGGAGAUCGUGCACAAAGACCACAACGCGGCACGGGAGAACGAAGAGCACACCUCCAUGAAACAACUGAUGGUGAGUGUUGAACGAGGGGAGUUCCAGCAGGAAUCUGUUCUGAAGCAGCUGGAGGUAUUACAAGAGGAAGAGAAGGAGUAUCAGCACAUUAAGGAUCCUACAAAUGGCUAUUACAGUGUCAAUACCUUCAAAGAGCACCACACACCGACUAUGGCCGGGAAUCAGUCCACUGAGGUGAGGAACCCCACCAACACGGGGACUCUGGGCAAGCAGCGUGUACCGACGGGCAUGUCCUUCACCAACAUCUACUCCACUCUGGGAGCAGGUCCCAACCGCCUGUACGACUACAGCCAGCGCUUCGUGCUGGGCAUGGGCAGCAGCUCCAUUGAGCUGUGCGAGCGGGAGUUCCAGCGCGGCUCGCUCAGCGACUCCAGCUCUUUUAUCGACACGCAGUGUGACAGCAGCGUCAGCAGCUACAGUAAGCCGGACGGCUACGUGCAGUUCGACAAAGACAGCAAGGUGUCGGCCUCCUCCUCCUCCCACUACUCCCAGUCCUCCUCGCAAAACUCAGACCUCACCCGGCCCCUCCAGAAGCGCAUGCAGACCCACGUCUGACCUCUAGGGAAGGAGGGUGUUUGGGUGUAACAGGCAGCCAGGAUUGUAAAACUGUGAUAUAGUCAGCUUCGAGGAGCCCCUACAGUACUGUGUUAUUAGGUGUUUUAUUUUCUGACGGAUGCCUGAAGAGAAGGGGGCUUCAAUGCAGCCUGCUUAGACUUCUCAAUGGCCCAAAAAGUGGAUCAAGAAGCCUUAUAAUUCCCUCAUGCUUAACCCAUCGAUUCCCUCUUUGUGUUAGCCCAUAACCCAACGGUGUGCCAACACUCUCUACACAAGUUUGGAAUUUGAAUUUUUCAACACAGUGAGAUCGUUAGCAGAUCACAGGGCAGGAAUACAAGGCCUCGUGUGACAAUCAGCUCCCCUGACAUGGACUAAUUGUGCUUUUUAAAGACUGCCAUUGAGAAAAACUGAGACUGUUGUGAAGUGUGGAAGCAGUCAGCACAAACUGUCGGAUAAUAAGUGUGAGCCGAUGUCCUGCUGCUCUCUCGUAGCACAAAAUAAAAAAUGAAUGUGCACGCGGUUUUUAAGUUGCUGAAGUGAUAACUCCCCCAGCCCACUCCCACCUUCACUUCAAACACUUGUACGUUAAGCUCGCCUUGUUCAAACUCGUCCCCUGUGUAGGUGGAAGAAAACUUUCUCCCAGUGCCCACAGACGACGUCUCGAACGUUGAAAAGAACGUCUGUUUUUCUCUGCUGUAUCUGGGCCACAGAGCUGAGAAGAUAAAGAGGGGCUGCGAUCUUGUUUUAAAUCCCUGAGUCAUUAUUUUACUUUGACGCUCCGCGAUAAAAGAAUAUCAGUGUACAUAUGUGACUGUAAUUUCUUUUCUAGCAUCUAAUUUUUGACUCUGAUUUCCCUCAUGGAUGACUCCAAAUGAGACGUUAGCGCCUCUUCUCGUCCAUAUCUACUUUGCCUUGAGGGUCUGUUUGAACUGGGUCAAUAUACAAACUUUGACUAAGCGAGAUAGACACUCACUAUCAGCUCUUCUGGUGGAGCUGCAUUCAUCACCGCGUUAUCAGAUCCUGCUCUGAGGCAUGCAGCGGGAAAGCCCACAAACCACAACACGUGUGUUGUGAGUUCCUCCUCCUAACACCACAGACCAUUGACCGUAUUCUUGAGGGUACCUGCUGACUGAAAUGUAAACAUUAUAUUUUAGCUUCUCAUUGUGCGGUUAUCCCAUUGCUGUUGUCAAUAUCACUGUUUACGCUGAAGCUUAGUGCAUCCUGACUGUGUACCUACUUGUGGUCGUACUGGACAUCAAGGGACAAGCAAAUUUAGAAAAUGUGUUUUACUUUGCUGUUUGCUAUUCAUUUUUUUCUCCCUUUGCUACUGUGGAGCUGAUGGUGGCGAGCUAAUGCUUAUGAAGUGCACUGUUUUGUUUCGUUCUCCACUGUAUGUGACAUUGGCACGAAAUUGGACUUAUUUUUUAAUCACUGACACUGUUUUAGUUGAGAGGAGAGACUAGAGAGUAGUUUAUUAACUCACAGCUACGCACUCCUACUUUACAAAGCGAACCUGUCGUUGAGAGCAUCGCAGUCAUGUCCCGUGCAUGCACUUGUGACAGAAAGCAAGGCGAUGACCAGAGAGUUUUGCUAUUUUGCAGUACAGAACAUUGGGAACUGAAUGAAAGUUUGUCGCAUAGCAGAUGCUACUGUUUAAUACAACUAGGGAGCAAUACUUUAUCUCUUAAGCCCAAUGCUACCACACACCUGGAUGCUACCACACAUUAUCGACGACCUUAAGCUGCAUUAAAGCAAGCUUUUACUGAUAAGGGCAACCGUUCAUAGCUGACGUAGAUAGGUAGGUAGUAACUUCCGUAAAACAGCUGCAGCUCUGUCGUUUGUGCACAAGUCACGUUUGAUUUUUGCCAUCAAAACCCUCAUGUGUCUGCUGCCUUAAAGGUCUCUCCCAGCCAUUUGACCAGUUCUUUCGAACAUGAAGAUGAGAAUCUGAAAAAUAAGAGCAAUUUGUCAUAAAUUAAGAUUUAAAAACAGAGGCCCAAAAUAUCAGUACCACCUCCUAUUAAACUGUUUAAACGGUUCCAAAAUAUUGAAUCAAGUAGUUCCUUAGUAUGCUUUGCGGCAGUCAAUUAGGAUGAUCCUGUAACUAAUAAAUCUGCCUCUCAACCCAAGUAUUUUUCACAAAAGCAAGUUGUUGUUGUUGUAAGCACUUUAAAUAUAAUUAUUCUCAAGGCAUUUGAAUGGGGUGUUCCACUUGAGUGACAGUGGUUUGGACUGUAAUUUUACAAAUGGUUUGGUGCCCAUUGUACAGCUUAAGACAAAAAGCUCUGUUUUAAUGCUGAUAAUCCAGCUUGGCACUUAGCAGACUGUAUAUAAAUCUCUAAUGCUGUCUUUCUCCGCGCUGUAUAUAAUUUUUUCCUGGCUUUUCUUUCUUUCUCAUUCGGAUUUCGCGAUAUUAGCACUGGACAAAUCCCCAUGGCAUCAAAACUAUACAUGCAGACAAACGUUUUUUUUUUGUUUGUUUGUUUUUUUGUUGUGUUUUCUUUGUUUAAUGAAUUUUGCUUGUUUCUCUCAAAUUGCAUGAAAGGCUUGGGUUAGCAGUUUUCGCUUGCCCAAGAUCUGACAGGGAAAACUGACACUGUACACCGAGCACACGUGGGGCUAUAGGAUGAGAAGCUAAAUCUAGCCGCGACAACUUUUAAGUGAGGAGCAGUAAGAGGUUAUUAUAUUUUCAGUCCCUCCGAGAGAUGCCCAGAUGCCCAGCAAUAUAUUGCAUUUGGCACCAUGAUGACUGUCAAGGAUGUCUGUGCCGUUUUUUUUAUUAUUUCCCCUAGCAUUUAUGAGUGGAGGAUUACAUUUUUUUUCUUGGUAUCAGCAGCAUUCAAUUAUAGUGUGGUCAAUUUUGCAAGGGGCAGUUUUCAUUUAUAUCAUUUGCAUAUUAUUUUACAUUCGUGAACUCCGCCAUCCGAAACCUUCCAUCACGCAGACUUUCCGGUUGUCUCUGCUCAAAAUCAGCACAUAUUUGCUGUGCCAUCCAAAGCGUCCAGUUUUCUCAGUCUGGUGCAGCUCCUGCAUUGAUCCAAACAUAAUGCAUUUUCCCACUCCAGAGAAUCUGCACACUGCACAGCAAACAGAUAAAUAUUUGAUAGGCCAGCCUUCUGUCCCAACCCCCCCCUCCCCAAUGGCAACAGCUACAGCAGGCAUGAGAAUACUACAGGACCUGAGUGCCAUGUCUGUCUUUGGGAAUCAAAGCCCAUGUGAGGACAAAGUCGGCCCUGUCUCACCUGUGGACGCCUCGCCGGCUGGUGCUGGCGCCGCCUGUUUGCCUGGCUAGGAGCAGUGCACAGAUGCCAGGGUAUAACAGAUGAAUAAACACAAAGACCCGGAACAAUUACAAGGGGUUGCUGCCCUUUCCUGAUAAAACAGAGCAACCCUUUCAGAGCAGAGGAUGAAGAGUAGUUUGUUAUUCCGAGAUGCAGAUGAAGACUAACCUGCAAUACACAGGAUAACGACAUUUCCAAGGUUGAGAGACAGAUGAGGCUGGAAUUGUCAUGACCUUGCCAUGAAGGUUUUAUUUGGUCCGAGUAAACUGAAAAAAUAAGAAAAAAAAAGAAAGGGUUGCUGAACCUUAGUGAAGUCAGUCCUGCAAAUGGAGGCUUAGAUGAGGUUAUGUGAAGCCUCCCUUUGUGUAUGAUAAGUGUUGCUGAUGGCACACAUUAAAGAAGGUGUCAUGAAACACUGAAUUGAUCAUUCUAAGCCUUUCUGAACUGUGUAAAUGCUUUCUCUCACCACAUUUCUCUCUCUCUCUCACACACACACACACACUUUUUUUUCUUUUCUACCAAUCAAUACCUUGUUAGUACUUUAAUAACAUACAAGUCUAAGGCCUGAACUAAACAGUAUUUGCAAAUAAUGCGCAGAGUUUGUGUUUGCCUGAGUAUCACAGAAAGUCAAAUGAGUGCACCUCUCCUCUUCUGUGAUUGGGUGGUAGUUCUUGCACUCCAAACAAUGCAAAGCCGUUGCAGACACUACGGGACGCAGGUCUGAAAAAAGUACUUAACUUAGAUGGUCAUCUCGAGAAUUUGUAUAGAUAGUGAACCAUACCAACAUACAGUAAUUGUAAUAAAAAGACAACAUGUAAAUGCUUUUGGGUAAACCACUAUUUUCAGGAAGUGGCCCUCUGUAUCUAUGAAAAAAAAAAUGAAAAAAGGAUGUAUUUUAACUGUACUGGUCUGUGAAUCUAUGAUGCUUUUGCUCUGUAUAUUUGGAGAAUAAAACUGAUGUUUGA